Messenger RNA from Plasmodium relictum, 2292 nucleotides. Its product is annotated as small subunit rRNA synthesis-associated protein, putative. Bases 1 to 2292 code for a protein of 763 amino acids. Gene Ontology annotation, cellular component: integrator complex. The transcript has a single exon. The record is from RefSeq and is a predicted model, not a curated record. Lineage: Eukaryota; Apicomplexa; Aconoidasida; Haemosporida; Plasmodiidae. Gene Ontology annotation, biological process: snRNA processing.
AUGAUUGAUUCUUUUGAAAUUACAAAAUUAUGUGAUUAUGAAAAUGUAAAUAGUCACUUAAUAAAAAUAGGAUCUUUUAACAUUCUAUGUGAUUUGCCGUUAAACCCAAAAGAAAUAUUAAAUUUUAAAAAAACUGUUUCAAAUUCUAAAAAUUUUGAUAAUGAAAAAAAUGAGUGUAUAAAUUUAAGUAAUUUAGAAACAUAUUCUUUAUCGAAUAAGUUAUUAUUAGACAUAAGUAAUAUCCCGUUGAAAAUUCAUAUAAUUUUGAUUUCAUGCAUAGAAUGCUUUAUGGGUUUGCCUAUAUUUUGUAAAUAUUUUGAUAUUAGUGAAACGCAUAUAAUUUGUACAAAGCCAGUAUUUACCUUUUCUAUGAGUGCGGUUGAUAAUUUACAAAAUAAAGAAAAUUAUUUACCUUCAUGGAAUGAAGAAUACAUUCAUACUAGUUUUAAUGAGGAAAUUUUUAAAAGCGAUGAAUAUUUUGAUUUAAAAUUAAACUUUAAAAAUUCCUUACAUUUGUUAUCAUAUAAAGAGAAGGUUAGUUUCAAGCAAAAUGAUGAAGUAAUAAAUAUUACUUUAUAUAGUAGCGGUUAUUCUUUAGGUAGCUGCAAUUUUUUUGUUGCAACAGAUCUUAUUAGUAUUUUCAUUAUCAAUAAAAGUUCUUAUAAUAUAAAAAGACACCCAUCACCAUUUGACACUUCUUGUUUAGAAAAAGCAGAUUUUGUUAUAUUUACUUCGUACUUAUCUAGUAAUCAAAAAUAUUCUAUAAAAAAUGAAGUUGGUGAAAAUAAUGAAAAUCUUCUAAAAAAAAAAAGUUUGAUAAAUUAUACAAACCCUUUAAUAAAUGAGGAGAAUUCAAAAAAUAUGAAUUCUUCAAAAGAUUUGAGAGAAUUAAUUAAAAGAAAAUUAAUUUUAUGCAUUGAAAAGUCGUAUAAAGACAGUUUAAAUAAAAUAUGUUCCAUUGUAUUAGAAACAAUAAAAAGAAAAGGUUGUGUAUUAAUUCCUGUUGAUUUACAUUUUUUAUAUUUUAUUGAACUAGUAGAAUUGAUAGGAGUAAUAAUAAGUAAAUAUUUAACUAAAGAAGAGCAAGUAUUAGUUUUUAGUGUGAUAUCAAACAUAAGUAAUGUAAUACACCAAGCUGAUUUAUGUGCAGAAUGGGUAGAAGAAUCAAGAAAAAAGAAAUGCAGUAAAAUGUCUAAUCCACAAGGACCUUUUUCUAUUGAAAUUAUGAUAAAAAAUAAUAGAUUAAUAAUAGGAAACACUAUAAAUGAUAUAUGCAAAUAUUUUAGAUAUCCCUGUGUUUGUUUUAUUCAAGAUUCUACCCUAAGAUUUUUUGAAUCUUCUAUUUUAUUAGAAAAAUGGGCAUUUAAUGAAAAUAAUUCCAUUAUAUUUAUUGAUCCUUUUUAUGAUCCCAUUUCCAUUUUAUAUCCUUUUAAUAUUUAUAAUAAAAAAAUUACUACUUAUUAUUGCCCUCUUAUAUGGGAUCUUAAUGAAUUUAACAUUAUUGAUAUUAUGAAUAUUAAUACUAAUAAAAAAUGCAUUUAUAUAUUAUCUGAUAGACUACAAGCUAUAUUUAAAGAGAAUCAAGAAAUCUUUGAAAAUAAUACAUUAAAUUAUGAAAUGAAUAACGAGAACGUAGAUGAUGAACAUAUUAGUAGCGAAAAUAAUAUAUCAAAGAAAGAUAAUAAUAAAAGUGAUUUAGUUAUAGAUUAUGAUAAAAAGAAGUUUUUAUUUGACAUAAAAAAUAAUAUAAUAUAUAUAUAUCCAUUGAAAAAAAAAGAAAUAAUAUUUAGUAAUUUUUUAGAAUUUAAUAAAAAAAUGCAUCCUGUUCGUUUUUCUAUUGAUGGUACAAACAAUUUAGAAAAAAUUCUAAAAAAAAUAGAUAAUUUCUAUUGUGCAAAAGUCAAGUGUAAAUAUACUAGCUCCUUUAUGGGUGACUACAUAAAGGAAGAUCACAUAGAACAACAAAAACAAGAAAAUAAUAUACAAGAAGUAAAAAAUAAAACUUGUACAAAUAAAAGUAACAUUGAUUUAAUGUUUGGUUCAAUAAAUGUAGAUGAUUUUAUAAAUAAUUUGUUGGAUUUUGGUUAUGAUAAAGAUGAUAUAACAUUACAAUACUUGGAUAAUAAUAAAUCAGAUACAAUGGAAAAUAAUUACAUAUGGUAUAUUUUCAUUAAGUCUAUUAAUUCUAAAAUAAUAUGUUAUACAAAAUACGACAUUGAAGUAUUUAGUAGUAAUGUAACGUUAAGACAACAAAUUAAGCAAAUAUUAAGCAAGUUAACAAGUCGCUUAUAA